This is a messenger RNA of Paramecium sonneborni, 726 nucleotides long. The record is from the annotation of a GenBank genome assembly. Lineage: Eukaryota; Ciliophora; Oligohymenophorea; Peniculida; Parameciidae.
AUGUUUGGAUUCUAAUAUGUAUAAUAUAUCAAAAAAAAGAUAUUAUUUAAUUUAUCGUUUUUGAAAAUUUAUGUCGACUAACUUGUGUAAUUAUAUUUUCUAUCUUUAGAGCAAGUAGAAGAAAUUUAACAUAUAAUAUAAAAGGAAUAAAACAAGUAAAUAAUGCAUAUAUUAUUAGAGAUUAAAAAUAAAUGAACAAUGCAGUAUGGAGCUAAUAAAUUUGCAUGAUUGUCUUCUAAGCAAUUUAUGGAUUAUUGUUUUAUUUAUUUUCUACUACUCCUGGUUAUUAUGGUAAUAAUUAUUAGAUUUUUAGGUGACGAGAGUAGCUGUAUUUAUUUGAGAAAAUAUUCUUAUUAUUUAGGAGUUGCUACUUUGUUGCUUGUUACAUUACAUUUGUAAAAGAAUUUGUUAUAUUCUAGUCUGUUUUUACUUUAUUCUUGUUUUUAAAAUAAAGUUGAUUUUCUGUUAUCUGCUGAGGGAUGUUUGAAUGCAAUUUAUGGAAUAUUUUCUUUUGUAAUUUGGAUAAUGUUAUGGGUAUUUAUUAAUUUUAAUAAAAAGGUUGCCUUAGGGAAAGGAGAAGAAUGUGGAAGCUUGAACACUUUGGUUUGGGUUUUCACAAUUUUAAUUAUUUUAGGAAUUUUUAUGAGUUGCUGCUUAUUAUUCUGUGGAGUAGUAAUAUCAGCUAGCUAAAAAUGAAUAGAAUAAAAAUUAUUUGGUCAAUAAAAU